GUAUCGAGUCAAACUAGUCAUAACGUGACAUCUGGCAAAGUGAAGAGUGUUGUUUGUGUUCUUAUCAUAAAUAACUCGCCAGGUCAGCUUUUUCUUAAAACACAAAAAUGGCUCAAGAAUCUUCGAUUCCAGAGUUAAUCACCAAGAAAAGAGAUGGUCAAGAACUGUCUAAAAGGGACAUCGAUACAUUUAUCAAAGCUGUCAUUACUAAGAAAGCCGAAGAUGUCCAAAUUGGUGCCAUGCUAAUGGCUAUGUAUUUGAAAGAUCUAACAACUCUUGAAAGCAGCCACCUUACUCAAGCUAUGAAAGAUUCUGGAGAAACAUUAAGCUGGCCAGAUGAAUGGACUGGUUUGUUAGUAGAUAAACAUAGUACUGGUGGUGUUGGUGAUAAAAUCAGCCUAGUGUUAGCACCAGCAUUAGCAGCAUGUGGUUUAAAGGUACCAAUGAUAUCCGGAAGAGGAUUGGCACAUACCGGUGGUACAUUAGACAAACUGGAAGCAAUACCGGGAUUUCGGAUUGCCAUGGAACCAAAAGAGAUGACAGACAUACUCAGGGAUGUUGGUUGUUGUAUGGUUGGCCAGACGGCUAAUCUCUGUCCUGCAGACAAAAUAUUAUAUAAAUCACGUGAUAUAACCGGAACUGUUGAUAACCUUGGAUUGAUUACAGGUGAGGUGGAGAGA
Molecule: messenger RNA, 680 nt
Organism: Patella vulgata (common limpet)
Lineage: Eukaryota; Metazoa; Mollusca; Gastropoda; Patellidae
Product: thymidine phosphorylase-like
Exons: 3
Biological process (GO): pyrimidine nucleobase metabolic process
Cellular component (GO): cytosol
Molecular function (GO): 1,4-alpha-oligoglucan phosphorylase activity
Source: RefSeq, a predicted model, not a curated record